AUGUCUCUAUACAAAUGCCAAUCACCCUCAUGGGCGACGCAACUCGGCGUUCUUGGCCUUCUCCUGCUCCUCAUCGACGGCCAUCCUUCACUCCAAACCCGCUGGCUCGUGUUAAAAGACAUCAUCAUGAAGACCACACAAGCCUGCGCUCUCCUCUCGCUCGCCCUUCUGGGUGAAGCCUGUCUUCUCCCCGGAGAAGCCUCCGGUGGCCGCAUCGCCCGCCGCCAAAACGCGAACCCCAACAACACGGGAAUCGCCAUCGGCACAGGCGACCGCUUCGACGGCGGCAAGAAAAUCAAGAGCGCCGUCAAAGGCCUCGUCGAGGAGUAUGACCUUGAGUACUUUGAGUCGCCGUACAAGACGUAUGAGAAUGCCUCUUUCUUCGGUGCUAAGAUCGGUGGCGAAGGCGGGAACUGCAGCGAUGCGCACCACGUGUACUUCAACGCCGCCAUUCAUGCCCGCGAGCGCGGGUCAUCGGAUAACAUUAUUUACUUCAUCUCCGACCUCCUAUACGCGAACAAGCACGGCGAAGGGUUGACGUAUGGCGGUCGGGUGUACACCAAUGACGACGUGAAGCGCGCCCUGUCAACCGGUAUUGUCUUCACGCCGUUGAGCAACCCUGACGGCGUGGCAUAUGACCAAGCCACACACAGCUGCUGGCGUAAGAACCGCAACCCGGCCGCCUCGGGGGGCAAUCCGGAAGCCAUUGGCAUCGACCUGAACCGCAAUUUCGACUUUCUGUUUGACUUCCCCAAGAGUUUCGCGCCCAGCGUCGGGCCCAACGUCGCUUCGGAAGACCCGACUGAACAGACGUACCACGGCGCCGCGGCGUUCUCGGAGCCCGAGUCGAAGAGCAUCAAGUGGGUGAUGGACCAGCACAAGAAUGUCAAGUGGUUCCUCGACAUCCAUAGCUACAUCGGCGUUAUCCUGUACAACUGGGGCAGCGACGAGAACCAGUUGCGCCAGCCGUAUAUGAACUUCAUGAACGAGUCGUACGAUGCCGCCCGCGGUCUGAUGCCGGAUACGCCGUCCAACAAUGGCGUCUACGGCGAGUACAUCCCCAGCAACGACUGGUCGGAGAAGGUCUUCGCUGCGAUGCGAAUGGGUAACGCCAUGGACGCCGCCACCGGCCGCCACUACCAGGUUGAGCAGAGCUCAUACCUGUACCCAACUUCGGGUUCAAGUGAUGACUACGCAUACUCGCGUCACUUGACGGACCCCUCGCUUGGUAAGAUGCACGGAUUUGUGGUUGAAUUUGGCUUUGGUAAUGAUGGGGUGGACUGCCCCUUCUACCCAACGCCCAGCCAGUACAACUUGAACCUGCUAGAGACAAAUGCUGGCUUCAUGGAGUACCUGCUUGCCGCGGCUGAUCUUGGCGUCGGCGAACCGGCUUCCUGCGUAGCAUGAGUAAACCGGCUCUGCGAAAAUGUAAGAGGGAGAGGUAAAUUAGCGGCGUGGACUCCCACUUUGACUCUAUGGUGGACAAGAUGUUGAUCAUCAUCCGGAGACGGAAGGAGUCCCGGAGCAGAUCCCGAGACAUUUGUCAGGAAGACGAGUUUGUUGAUUAGAAAUACACAAACGUCCUGAACAUGAGCAUCUACAAAAUAAUAAGUAAAUCUUGUCGAAUCCCUGUGUGUCGGUUAAUCGCCGAAGAACCUCUCGACCUCAAAUUCCUCAUAAUUCUAGUCUACUGAUAUCGGACACUUACUUUGCCCUUGACCGCAUCGACGAUACAGGCACCUAACCUUCGAUUCCGGCUAGAAUACCGAGAAAGACUCCAUUUGAGGCAAGUUGAGGUGAGUUUAGCAUUCAUCAUGGGCAAAAAUCAAAAGAAUAGUUGCUAUGACCGCGGCAGGGCUCGAACCUGCGACCUUCUCGGGAUCUUGUGCACAUAGAUGUGAACGAGAAAUCAUGACCACUAGAACACACAGCCGGUGAUGGAAGAUUGUCGAAAAUGUUGAGGGCUAAGAAGCG
This is a messenger RNA of Colletotrichum scovillei, 1974 nucleotides long. RefSeq names its product zinc carboxypeptidase. Bases 1 to 1407 code for a protein of 468 amino acids. Gene Ontology annotation, molecular function: metallocarboxypeptidase activity; zinc ion binding. Gene Ontology annotation, biological process: proteolysis. The record is from RefSeq and is a predicted model, not a curated record. Lineage: Eukaryota; Fungi; Ascomycota; Sordariomycetes; Glomerellales; Glomerellaceae. The transcript has 3 exons.